This is a messenger RNA of Arabidopsis thaliana (thale cress), 444 nucleotides long. Its product is annotated as Bifunctional inhibitor/lipid-transfer protein/seed storage 2S albumin superfamily protein. The record is from RefSeq and is marked reviewed. Bases 80 to 391 code for a protein of 103 amino acids. Lineage: Eukaryota; Viridiplantae; Streptophyta; Magnoliopsida; Brassicales; Brassicaceae. The transcript has a single exon. Gene Ontology annotation, biological process: lipid transport.
AAAUCACAUUCUCAAAUACACAUUUUAAGAAAGAAAAAAAAAAAUUGAAAGUUGAGAAAAGUUCCUAGAGUUUGAAGACAUGAAGUUCACGGCGCUUGUGUUCAUUGUGUUCGUGGUGGGUGUCAUGGUUUCUCCAGUUUCAAUCAGAGCAACUGAGGUCAAACUUUCUGGAGGAGAAGCUGAUGUAACGUGUGAUGCAGUACAGCUUAGUUCAUGCGCAACACCAAUGCUCACAGGAGUACCACCGUCUACAGAGUGUUGCGGGAAACUGAAGGAGCAACAGCCGUGUUUUUGUACAUAUAUUAAAGAUCCAAGAUAUAGUCAAUAUGUUGGUUCUGCAAAUGCUAAGAAAACGUUAGCAACUUGUGGUGUUCCUUAUCCUACUUGUUGAUUUUUGAGAUAUUGCUAAAAAAAGUUGUUAAUGAUAAUAAUAUUUAACAAACA